AUGCUACGGAUGGCAUACUUUGAUGAUUGGAAAUAUGUCGACGCAGCCUAUCGAUCGCGCAUGCUCGAAAUACCCAAUGCCGGACAUGCGAUGGUGCCUUGCAUAGAUAUGGUCAAUCAUGCCACUGAGCCUGCGGUUAAUUCGCGGUACGACGCAGAUUCCGAAGGAAAUGUUAUACUUCAGCUACGCUCUGGCCGGUCUCUGAAAGCCGGCGAAGAGGUGACCAUCUCGUAUGGAGAGGAGAAACCGGCUUCUGAAAUGGUUUUCUCGUACGGUUUUCUCGACAGCUCCACGCAAGAAGCGAGGGAAGUCUUGCUUAACAUCGAGUUCCCCGACGAUGAUCCACUAGGUAUUGCAAAGAAAAUGAUUUGUAAGGAUACUCCAGGGCUCAAAGUCUCCGUGUUCAAUAACUCGGGUGCUUCAAGGAGUACGACUUGGGAGAGUCCCUUGAUUUGGUGGUCGAGCGUGAACGAGGAAGAUGGUCUUCAUAUCGGAGUCGUGCAAACGGUUGAUGGGCAGAGAGAACUGGAAGCCACUUGGAAAGGCGAAAAGAUACGAUCGCCAACCUACUUGUACGAAUUAAUUGCAGAAGAUGCGAUGGCCGAUAUAUUUCGCCUUCGAGCUCUGGUGCUCGUACUCCAGCGACUGGAGGAACAACUCGCCCUUCUACACCAGACCGAACAGGUUUUGUCAAGUAUGCAAGAGGACAAAACUUUAGUUGACUCGAUGUUCAGUCCCGAUACCUAUGAGCUGACCUCUCGACUACGUAAUCUCGAGGCUACACUUUUACAGAGCGCGAUCGAGGAUCUUGUGCAGCAGAGGGACGAUGUCAUGAACUCGGAAGCUGUGGCGGCCUACCUGGCCGACCAGAGUAACGAAGCUUGA
Messenger RNA from Penicillium chermesinum, 885 nucleotides. Its product is annotated as SET domain-containing protein. The transcript is spliced from 4 exons. Gene Ontology annotation, biological process: peptidyl-lysine monomethylation. The coding region runs from base 1 to 885 and encodes 294 amino acids. The record is from RefSeq and is a predicted model, not a curated record. Gene Ontology annotation, molecular function: protein-lysine N-methyltransferase activity; protein binding. Gene Ontology annotation, cellular component: nucleus. Lineage: Eukaryota; Fungi; Ascomycota; Eurotiomycetes; Eurotiales; Aspergillaceae.